Dinoponera quadriceps is the source of this 2140-nucleotide messenger RNA. RefSeq names its product UTP--glucose-1-phosphate uridylyltransferase (gene UGP). The transcript is spliced from 10 exons. Gene Ontology annotation, cellular component: cytoplasm. The coding region runs from base 256 to 1785 and encodes 509 amino acids. Gene Ontology annotation, molecular function: UTP:glucose-1-phosphate uridylyltransferase activity. Gene Ontology annotation, biological process: glycogen metabolic process; UDP-alpha-D-glucose metabolic process. NCBI's taxonomy places the organism in Eukaryota, Metazoa, Arthropoda, Insecta, Hymenoptera, Formicidae. The record is from RefSeq and is a predicted model, not a curated record.
AUUUUUUUAAACAGCGGUGUAAGCCGGCGCAUUUCGGACCGAGGGUAUUCUAUACAUUCGAAGUAAAUAUGGAAUCAUUCGUAACGGUUUUGAAUAUUUUAUACGGUGCUCAGUAGCCAUCGUCAGCACGCUCGAAAGUGUUCGAGAGUGGCAGUAGUCCAAGCAUCACCGUGACCUUCCGAUAUUGUAAAGGACGUCCUUCUAAAUAUCGUACAUUUGUGUUCAUCAUCAUUAAGUUUUAGGAGCUGAUAAAAGAUGUUGCAAGUUGACGACAGGAAGGUACGCGGUCAUCAACGCAGCUCUUCAGAUACGCAGGCGUUUCGUGAGCGUACGAAGAGGGACGCGCAGACCGAACUGCAGCGGGAACUCGAGAAGCUGCAGGCUACUGCCACUGAGGACAAGAGGGAGAUAAUCGACCGACAGUUCGCUGGAUUCAAGCAUCUGUUCGAGCGAUUUCUGCAAGAGGAAGGCCCGUCCUUGGAAUGGGAUCGCAUUCAGAAACUGCCCGAGGAGGCGGUGAAGGAUUACAACUCUUUGCCAUCACCAGAGAAACAAGAAGUCAAGGCUCUUUUGGAUAAACUAGUCGUAGUUAAAUUAAAUGGCGGCCUUGGAACGAGCAUGGGAUGUCAUGGGCCAAAAUCAGUCAUCGCUGUGCGAAAUGGACUCACCUUUUUGGAUCUCACUGUUCAACAAAUUGAACAUUUGAAUAAAACUUACAAUGCCAAUGUGCCACUUAUACUAAUGGAUUCAUUCAACACGGAUGACGAUACUCAACGCAUAAUCAGGAAGUACAAAGGGAUCGAUAUAGACAUUCAUACUUUCAAUCAAAGCUGUUAUCCGCGCAUAAAUAGGGAUUCUCUGCUCCCGAUCGCCAAACACUGUCAAGUUGAUGAGGAUAUCGAAGCCUGGUAUCCACCCGGUCACGGGGACUUCUACGAGAGCUUUCAAAAUUCUGGUUUACUGAAGAAAUUCAUUCGAGAGGGCCGUGAAUAUUGUUUUAUUUCGAAUAUAGACAAUCUCGGUGCCACAGUAGACAUGAAAAUUUUGAAAUUAUUGUUAAGUAAUGGACCAGAGCCGCCCAUGGAAUUUGUCAUGGAAGUAACCGACAAGACGCGAGCGGAUGUCAAGGGUGGUACGCUUAUAAAAUACGAGGACAAACUUCGUCUUCUCGAAAUAGCUCAAGUUCCUAAGGAUCACGUCGAUGAUUUCAAAUCCGUUAAGACUUUCAAGUUUUUCAACACCAACAACCUCUGGAUUAAACUCAGUGCCAUUGAAAGAGUACUUGAAAAGAACGCGUUAAAUAUGGAGAUAAUUGUGAAUAAUAAGACUUUUGCUAACGGUCUAAAUGUAAUACAACUUGAGACAGCUGUGGGAGCUGCUAUGAAAUCAUUCGAAGGAAGUAUCGGUAUUAAUGUGCCACGUAGUAGAUUCUUGCCGGUGAAGAAGACUUCCGACCUGAUGCUCGUGAUGAGUAAUCUGUACACUCUGCGUAACGGAUCACUCGUAAUGAGCCCUCAAAGAAUGUUCCCCACAACGCCUCUCAUUAAAUUAGGAGACAACCAUUUUUCGAAAGUGAAGGAAUUUUUGACUAGAUUUCCGACGAUACCAGACCUCCUCGAAUUGGAUCACUUAACAGUGUCGGGCGAUGUUACUUUCGGAAAGGGAGUGACGCUGAAAGGCACCGUUAUUAUAAUUGCUAAUCACGGAGAACGUAUAGACCUUCCUUCCGGAACCGUCUUGGAAAAUAAAAUCGUAUCGGGCAAUCUGCGUAUAUUAGAUCAUUAAGUAUAGGAAGAAGAAAAAGAAGCAGCAGCAGCGGCAUAGUGUCUUAAUAUUUGUCUCACAGAUUUCGCCUAAAUGUUUGAGAGAAAAUGCUCUCAGCGGUCGUGUCCUACUUUAAAUUAACUAGUCAUACAAUUCAAUUGUACAUAUACGGAUAUAUAUUUUAGUGGAGGCUCCGGUGAUAUUUCUUAUAAAAAUUAUUUUACUGGAAAUUGUAUAUAAGGAAUUUUGAAUGUGUGUUCGCGAGCUGUCGGGGGUAUACAAGCAGAAAUUUGUUAUGCGGAGAAUAUAUACAUGUUAUAUCUCUUACAACGAUUGAAACUAUCGGAGUAUAUUGUAUUAUAUUAUUGUAAUGAAU